GCGCCUCACAUUUCCGUGGCAUUUCCAUUUGCUAGUGCGCUGCUGCGGCCGCACGCCUGAUUGAUAUAUGCCUGCAAUGGCACUUUUCCAUUUGACACACACACUCUCUCUCUCCCUCUCUCUCCCUCUCUCUCUCUCUCCCUCUCUCUCUCUCUCUGUGUCGCUUAAACAACAGUCCUAACUUUUGUGUGUUGCAAAUAUAAAAGGCAAGCCAUGUGACAGAGGGACAGAAGAACAAAAGCAUUUGGAAGUAACAGGACCUCUUUCUAGCUCUCAGAAAAGUCUGAGAAGAAACGAGCCCUGCGUUUCCCCCAAGCUGUGCAGCAGAUUCCAUGGUGAUGGAUUGCCAGCGCAAAGAGUAAGACAAAACUCCGGCAUAGAGCGGACAAUGACAGCCACAAAGCUUCAGCCAGAUCCUGCCCUUGCCUUGAAAGGAACUGGAUCCUAGGAGGUGAAGGCAUUUCUAAUUUUUUGUCCUCUGCCUCCCUCUGCUGUUAUUCCAGAGGAGUGUUUCCUUACAACAAUGAGAAAUCAUGUACUAGCUGCAUCCUUUUCCAUGCUCUCCCUGCUGGCGGUAAUGGGAGACACAGACAGCAAAACAGACAGCUCAUUCAUGAUGGACUCAGACCCUCGACGCUGCAUGAGGCACCACUAUGUUGAUUCUAUCAGUCACCCACUGUACAAGUGUAGCUCAAAGAUGGUGCUCCUGGCCAGGUGUGAGGGGCACUGCAGCCAGGCGUCGCGCUCUGAGCCCUUGGUGUCCUUCAGUACUGUUCUCAAGCAGCCUUUCCGUUCCUCCUGUCACUGCUGCCGGCCCCAGACCUCCAAGCUGAAGGCACUGCGCCUGCGCUGCUCAGGGGGCAUGCGACUCACCGCCACCUACCGGUACAUACUCUCCUGUCAAUGUGAGGAGUGCAGCUCCUGAGGCCUGCUACUGCGUGGCAUCUGGAUGGGAGGACCACAGAGGCGGUUCAACCAGCCUGGGAAAGGACUGGCAAGAAAAGAGUUAAGGCGAAAGAUGCAGCAAUUCCUGUGGGAUUCUGCAUAUUCUAGUAAUAAAGACUUUUCGCUUCUUGACAGAGAGAGCUACCCUGGAAAUUUGUUUUCAAUUCCCAUCUCCUUUCCCGUGUACAAUUUCUUUGAGUUCUUUUUCAGAUUCAGGCGUUUUCCCCGCUGGCUCUGAAUGCUGUUUGAGUUUCCAGCCAUUCUGCAUUGGUGGGAAAAAGUGGGUCCCCAUGCACAAGUGUGUCUGGCUGUCACUGGUGCAUAUUAGGGAAGAAUUUGCUUUGUGAGGGAGGGAAGCCCAGCUUUUCUUGGAACAUCUUCUCUUGUUUCUCAUCUUGUCAUUUUGGUCUAGGUUUGCCAUCGCCACUACAAAGGUUAUCAAUUUCAAAUUCUGGACACCAAACAUGUGGAUGUGUUUAUUGAGGUUUACUCACAAAUGACUAACUGACAUUAAAAUAACUAACAAAUGGAUUCUCUUAUGUGAUGCUGGAACUCUUGACCUCUGUAAUUAUUAUUCAAAAAUGGCUUUGAGAAGUAAAGGCGGCAUAAAGAAUUUGUCUCCUGAAGGCUCUUGCAGAUAAAUUAUGGUAAACUUUUGUAGGGGAGCAGACUUUGAAGGACUUGCGCAGACACGGAUCCUGUACUGCCUUUGGAAAAGGCAUAUAUGUUCUAGUGGCAUGGAGAAUGCACCGUACGCAUGCAUGCAGAUUAGACAAGCAAGUAUGAAUCUAUUUGUGGGUGUGCUAUAGCUUUAGCCGCAUCGUGGGGAUCAUUCUCUAACAUCCACUUUUCCACGUGAGGCUUGUUGCCAUAAUGGUAGCCUGGCUCAUCUUCUCAACAUUUGGUGAAAAUAUAUUUUGGUCCUUGAGGUUUAAAUUUUGAGUUAUUCCCAUGUUUUGAAAUAAAAAGAG
This is a messenger RNA of Chinchilla lanigera (long-tailed chinchilla), 1916 nucleotides long. It is a transcript of the gene Ndp, whose product is annotated as Norrie disease (pseudoglioma). The record is from RefSeq and is a predicted model, not a curated record. Lineage: Eukaryota; Metazoa; Chordata; Mammalia; Rodentia; Chinchillidae. The coding region runs from base 524 to 925 and encodes 133 amino acids. The transcript is spliced from 3 exons. Gene Ontology annotation, biological process: Wnt signaling pathway.